AAGAUACAUUUAAAAUUCAGGACAGCAUGAGAAACAGAAAAAAGGUAUUGGCACACUCAAGCACAAGUCUCCAAAGACCCCUAUGAUACUGGACAUUUCACAUGAGCGAAAUCAGAUGCACCGCACAACGUGGGGUACCCUGGUGCUGGCUGGGGACCUCAUCAGGGUCCGAUAAUAGGAACUGCACACCAUUGGCCAAGUAUCGCCAAGACGCCUGCACCUGCCUCAAGACAGAUACACCAUCCCACCCUUCCACUCACAACCGACAGCCUCGUGCAUAUCUUUCACAAGGCCAGAAGCCAUACAGUACCUACAUUAUCGCCCUUCACCGAACCGCAUGAAUGUCUCAGCGAGGUCAGCAAGCAUCUGACAGUUUCAAUGGCCAUCCAACCGUAACCUUUUCGCCCAAUACUUGGCAGCCUUCACCUCUGCGUCCGAUCUCACGAACCUCGUCCAGAGCCGCAUCAAGGGAGCCUGUAAGCACGACAUCGAUUACAAACGGAUCUGCGAAGCACGCCAACGGGAACGGGGCGGUGAAAGGGACACCGGUGGACGGAGAUUUCAGUGAUUUCGAUUCGGAACUUGACGAUAUGGAGGAUCGAAGGCCACCUUUGCACAGGCCGUCUGACGGACGGUCUCACCAACCGUUAUUGGGAAAAGACGAUGACGAGGAAAGGGGGAGGACGGGGUACGAGACCUCGAUGGAUGGACCAGAGAGACCACCUAUCUUUUCGAGGAGGUCAACGAUGAGGAGCCGCAGUCCUGACACCCAGGCCAAGCUUGCAACGAAGAAGAAAUACACAUACGCUGCGUUCUUCCUGGGACUGAGCUUGAUAAGCUUCGUGGUACAGACCGAGACGGCUGUGUACAUACAGCACGAACUGGGUUGGAAUAAGGCAUAUUGCAUGCUCUACUUCACUCAUGGCUCGUGGUCAUUGCUGUGGCCAUUCCAGCUCCUCAUCUUACGAUUGCAGAAAUGGAAAAUGCCUUGGGAUACGUUCUGGCGUCGACACAAAUACCUCGUCCGUACCACUGCUCAAAUGGUUGAAACACAAGAACUCGAUGUUCCUCGAAACCAACAUUCUCCAAUCCCAUACUUCAUUCGAACCACGGUCAUCAUCACAUGUGCCCUUACAAUAGCAGGGGGAUCAUGGUACGUGGCUGUGAAUAUGACAUCGCCGUCAGACCUCACGGCCAUCUACAAUUGCUCAGCAUUUUUCGCAUAUGCUUUUAGUGUGCCGAUAUUGAAGGAGAAGCUACGGAUAGGCAAAUCAGUGGCGGUUGGUAUUGCUAUUGUCGGUGUUUUGGUGGUAGCAUACGGAGACGCUGCCCCAACCAAGCAUGGUGGGAAGUCAGGCGGUUCCGUUGGAGGUGGACCAGCAGACAAAGAAGCCAGCAACCGUCUCGCCGGGAAUCUGAUCAUCGGUGUUGGCAGUGUCCUCUACGGCUUUUAUGAGGUUUUGUACAAGAGAAUGGCCUGUCCUCCGGAGGGAACCAGUCCAGGUCGGGGCAUGGUAUUCGCCAAUACAGUCGGGACCUUGAUCGGUUGCUUCACGCUUUGCGUUCUUUGGAUACCUCUUCCUAUCUUGCAUUACACUGGCCUCGAGAUUUUCGAGCUUCCUCGUGGGGAAGCGGCAUGGUUGCUACUCAUUUCCGUUUUGGCGAAUGCGACUUUCUCGGGUAGCUUCCUGGUUCUGAUCAGUCUCACCAGUCCAGUACUGAGCAGUGUUGCGGCUCUGUUAACCAUUUUCCUGGUAGCAGUGGUAGACUGGUUAUGGACCGGUGUUCCUCUCGGCCCAGCAGCUAUUGUUGGCGGCCUGUUCAUUAUUUUCGCAUUCUUGAUGUUGAGUUGGAGCACAUACAGAGAAAUGGCAGAAGAGAGACGAAAGAGACAAAUAGACAUCAGCGAUGAUGACAGCGAUAAGGGCGAUGACUGAACAUUUUUGGGGGUCUAAUAUAGGCGGAUGUAAGAUCACAUACGUACAUCACUGGGCGGUAGAAUCUAUCUCAUUCAGGAGUUUGGUUGGAUGGACAUGCAUAUGCAUUAGAGGCGUUGAUUCUCUCACGCUCUGUAAAGACCGCUAUGAGAUGCUUUUGAGAGUUAGAAUACAAACAUCGAUUCGAAUGUCACCUGGAUUUCGCGAUGUCCAAUACCAAAAGUUGAGUGUUGUUCGUUGUCUUGUAAUCUAUUUCCUGGAGUUGUGAAGCCCAGCGUGAUAC
Messenger RNA from Mollisia scopiformis, 2220 nucleotides. RefSeq lists its product as uncharacterized. Gene Ontology annotation, molecular function: enzyme regulator activity. Gene Ontology annotation, biological process: intracellular calcium ion homeostasis. Bases 342 to 1937 code for a protein of 531 amino acids. NCBI's taxonomy places the organism in Eukaryota, Fungi, Ascomycota, Leotiomycetes, Helotiales, Mollisiaceae. Gene Ontology annotation, cellular component: endoplasmic reticulum membrane. The transcript is spliced from 2 exons. The record is from RefSeq and is a predicted model, not a curated record.